Drosophila melanogaster (fruit fly) is the source of this 1440-nucleotide messenger RNA. RefSeq lists its product as uncharacterized. The coding region runs from base 658 to 1344 and encodes 228 amino acids. Gene Ontology annotation, biological process: transmembrane transport. Gene Ontology annotation, cellular component: membrane. Gene Ontology annotation, molecular function: transmembrane ascorbate ferrireductase activity. The transcript is spliced from 5 exons. The record is from RefSeq and is marked reviewed. Lineage: Eukaryota; Metazoa; Arthropoda; Insecta; Diptera; Drosophilidae.
CACUGUAAUAGACAGCUGUUUCCAGUAAACAAACGAAGUAAUUACUAUUCCACAAUUGUUUACGUAUUCACUAGACACCCAGACAACGAUUACGACUCUCUACGCCCGCUACUCACUGUCGCAGCGUGGGAAUGGCCCGCUCCUCGUAGUCUUCGUAGGAGUUUCGUGGAACGCUCUUGUUGCGCCUGCGCAGCGAUCCCUGUCGGCUGGACAUUGGUGAGCUGUGCCUUGAAGGCAGACGUGGCGACUGCGGCAGCUCGUCGUGGGACUUGCGCCAGCCCCCCAGCGUGGGAGUGGGCGUGGCCUGCAAAGAGGUACUUAUUAGGCUUGUAGCCAAUUCCAAUUAACUUAGCACAUUAACUUACGUAUAAGAUACUGGUGUGCCAGGAGCUGGAUGCGAUAGAUCUUGGCCGGCUGCUGGAAUCGGAGGAUGAUGUCAUGUGAGGUGAGGCUGCCGUUCGGAGCACUUCGCCAUCCGUGAACUGUGGGGCCGUGAUUGUUUAACUCGCUAGCCGGAAAGUUAACAUCCUCGUCUGAAAGGUUCCACGCUCUUCUCUUCUAUAUUUAAGCGAUGUCGAUGUUAACAUGCUAGUUUAGUCGUCGCUCAGCCGUUCGUGUUUUGUUACUGAAUCAGAUAGUAUUAUUGAAUCUUUUGAAAUGGCGGAGGGUUACACGAAAGCCACUGCCUGGCUGCAAAUCCACAGCCUGCUGAAUAGCAUCAACCACAUUCUGAUCUUUCUGGUGGCCGUCUUCUUUUUCAUACUGGCGCGCAGUCUGGAGUUCAAGGAUACCGCCAUGCAUAUGUUUAUGACCGGGACUGGAUUCCACGUCCUUAUCGCCCAGGCCAUGAUGUCGCAUUCGAAAGUGAACCCGCUCACCCGUUGGCUGUCGCACCGAAACAAGUCGCGCUUCCACGCCAUCCUGCAGAUUGUGGGUGGCUCCAUGGUGCUGUUGGGCUCCCUGGGUAAAUUUUCCAGCAAGGAGGUGCACUUUAACACCUGGCACGGCCGAGUGGGGGGAGCUGCUUCCUUUUUCUGCGCGGCCAGCAUUGUAGGCGGUUUUGUCAACUAUUUCCAGCCCAAGUUCGCCCUGAAAGUAAUGCCUCCAUCAGAGCUUCGCUUCCGCCAUAAUCUAUUUGGAUUGGUCACCUUUAGUCUGGGAAUGGGCGCCAUUUACCUGGGCUACUAUUCGAAAUUCUUUACCAAGUAUGUGGAUACUGACUUUAUUCCCGGCAUGAUGCUGAUUACCGGCAUUGUUUAUGGACUCACCAUUAUCGCGCCGGUGUCAUCGCUUCUAACUAAACUUAAGUAUCGGUCCAAAAAGAAGGCGGAGCAGGCCCAGUAGGUGAUACUGGGGAGGAUGAGGCUGAGGCCAUCGAGGCUAACCAAAAUUUGUCAGGUCCUAGCAUGAAAAUAAAGAGCUUGGCGUUUGGCCAAAUUU